AAGGAGAGCAUUACUAAAGCAACUCUUGUGUGUGUCUCGGUUCAUACGUGAAGUCCAACGACGUCAGUCACCAUACACACUGAGAAUAAUGUAGAAAUAUUAAUGCGUACAAUGUUGUUUCUGGAUAAAUCAGCGAUUCUUUGGAUAUUUCUCGUUUCGAUUGGCUUUUCCAAUUCACAAGAUAUAGAUGGUGGCGUCUCCGAAUGGCAGGAAUGGGGUGAUGUCACAUGUGACCAAACAUGUGGAGUAAAUGUGACGGGCACAAGGACGAGACUGAGGAGCUGUGCCAACCCGUUACGUAAGGGCAAUGGAAAGACUUGUGUGGAACAAGGACUUGUGCAGCAGGAGUCAUCACGGAUACUGUGUGACAAAAUACCUGAGUCCUGUGGUAUCCCACUUGAUGGUGCAUAUGGGGAAUGGAGUUCGUGGUCGGGAGAAUGUCCUACAACCUGUGGCCUCAAUGUUAGAUACGUACGAAGGAGAAAUAGGACAUGUGACAGUCCUAAACCACAAAAUGGUGGCCUUGACUGCCAAGGUUCCCAUUCUGAAGAAAAGACUAGUCCAUGCGACAUACCUCCUUGUCCAGAUGGCAUAAUCAAUGGCAAGUAUGGAGAGUGGGGCCCAUGGACUACGGAUCAAUGUUUACUAACCUGUGGAGUCAAGGUUCAGACAGUAGUAAGGAGAAAUAGAUCCUGUAAUAGCCCGGCACAACAAAAUGGGGGAUUGCCUUGUCAAGGUCCGUCUACCGAAGCACGACAAAUUGAUUGCGAGGGUGUUGCACCUUGCCCAGAUGACAUAGUUGAUGGUGGUUAUGGAGAAUGGAGCCAGUGGGCUGGAGCGACGUGCACAAAGACUUGUGGAGUCGGAGUUACCGUUAAUAUUUGGAGAAACAGGUCAUGUGACAGCCCUGCACCACAAAACGGUGGACUUCCAUGCAGUGGUACCAACUAUGAAUCAACAUCCAUGGAGUGUAACAUACCUCCGUGUCCAGAUGAUGUUGUUCACGGCGGUUACAGCCCAUGGGGCAAGUGGAGUGCUGAUAAUUGCUCUGCAACAUGUGGAGUGCAGAUUACAAAGCUGCUGAACAGAUAUAGGCGUUGUGAAAGCCCUGUGCCAUUAAAUGGUGGAAAACCAUGUGAAGGACCCUAUUAUCAACAACAGUUUGAAGUAUGUGAAGACAUUCCUCCAUGUCCAGGUCAAGUCGUGAAUGGCAGUUUUAGUCAGUGGAGUGAAUGGACACAGACUUCCUGCCCAGAGACUUGUGGAGUCGAUGUGGAAACUUUACAGAGAAGGAGUAGGGCAUGUGACAAUCCUCCUCCAUUCAAUGGUGGGCUUCCAUGUGACGGUUCAACUUCUCAGGAAAGAAAUGGGAAAUGCACGAAUCUAUCUCCAUGCCCAGUUGAUGGUGGAGUGUCAGAAUGGGGAGAGUGGGACACUCCACGGUGUCCAACAUGUGGGGAGUAUGUUACAGGAGUAUCAUUAAGGCUGCGCCCAUGUGACAACCCAGUUCCGGCCAAUGGUGGAUCAUUCUGCAUUGAACCAGUGCAGGAGAUCGUCGUCAGAUCAUGUGAAGUCGCUCGUUGUCCAGGUUGCUCUGGGACAUACACAGCUUACUUUGUCGUAGAUGGAUCGGAGAGUAUCAGUAACUCAAGUUUUGAGGAAGUUAGGAUUGCGUUGAUGACGUUUGUUAAUGAAAGUAUGUGUAGUCCUCCCUUUAGCAGGCUAAGAUAUUUAGCAAUUGCACACAUACAUUGGUAUUAUAUGUAG
Molecule: messenger RNA, 1767 nt
Organism: Haliotis rufescens (red abalone)
Lineage: Eukaryota; Metazoa; Mollusca; Gastropoda; Lepetellida; Haliotidae
Product: hemicentin-1-like
Exons: 9
Coding region: 103-1767 (554 amino acids)
Source: RefSeq, a predicted model, not a curated record